This is a messenger RNA of Centropristis striata (black sea bass), 2447 nucleotides long. RefSeq names its product zinc finger protein 558-like. Gene Ontology annotation, molecular function: DNA-binding transcription factor activity, RNA polymerase II-specific; RNA polymerase II cis-regulatory region sequence-specific DNA binding. The record is from RefSeq and is a predicted model, not a curated record. Lineage: Eukaryota; Metazoa; Chordata; Actinopteri; Perciformes; Serranidae. Bases 28 to 1518 code for a protein of 496 amino acids. The transcript is spliced from 2 exons. Gene Ontology annotation, biological process: regulation of DNA-templated transcription.
UAAAUAUUUGUUUGUGAUUACGCAACAAUGUCUUCCGUUGACUCUUUUAGGGAGUUUGUUAACGAGCGACUAACUGUUGCUGCUGAAGAAAUAUUCGGAGUUUUUGAAAAAACUGUCGUCGCGUACCAGGAAGAGAUCGACCGUCAGCGCAGACUGUUGGAUAUCUUUUGGAAACCGGAAAUAAAGUUACGCCGGAUAGUCCCUCCAGAGCCCACACAGCAACGUGUCUGUGAGGAGGAGGAGGAGGUUCCUGCUGACCAGCAGCUCUGUAUUCAGGAGAGGAACUCCAGUCUGGACCAAGAGGACCCAGAGCCUCCACAGGUUAAAGAGGAACCAGAGCCUCCACAGGUUAAAGAGGAACCAGAGCCUCCACAGGUUAAAGAGGAACCAGAGCCUCCACAGGUUAAAGAGGACCCAGAGCCUCCACAGGUUAAAGAGGACCCAGAGCCUCCACAGGUUAAAGAGGAACCGGGGGAACUCAGCACCAGUCAGGAGGGAGAGCAGCUUGAAGUGAAGCAGGAGACUCCUACUUUUGCGGGAAGUGACCACAGUGAAGAUCAGACUGUGUACUUGAAUCCUGAUGACACUUUAAAUGCAGCAGAGACAGAGUCUGCAGUCAUCAUACCAGUUAUAAGCUCUGUGGUAUCAGAUGCAACCAGUGACCACCAGCUCCUCUCUGGUGAUCAAGCAGAACCAAAACAACAGAAAAGACCCCACGAAACCAUAAGCCACAUUAACAAUGCAAGCAGCCCUAACCUGUCAGAGGAUAACUGUAAUACUGACAAACGUAAAAAGUCCUUCAAAUGUGACACAUGUGGAAAAGAUUUUAAGCAUGAGUCAGUAUUGGAGAGACACCAGAGAAGCCACACACAUGAGAAGCCAUAUUAUUGCAAUACUUGCAAGAAAGGAUUUGCUGACAAUUCAUCAUGUAAAACGCAUAUGAGAAUCCACACAGGUGAGAAGCCGUACGCUUGCAAUACUUGCGAGAAAAGAUUUUCUGACAGUUCAACAUUUAAAAAGCAUAUGAGGAUCCACACAGGUGAGAAGCCUUACGCUUGCAACACUUGUGAGAAAAGAUUUGGUGACAGUUCUUCAUUUAAAAAGCAUAUGAGAAUCCACACAGGUGAGAAGCCGUACGCUUGCAAGACUUGCGAGAAAACAUUUGGUGACAGUUCAUCAUUUAAAAAGCAUACAAGAAGCCACACAGGUGAGAAGCUGUACGCUUGCAAUGCUUGCGAGAAAACAUUUGCACACAGUUCAUCAAUUAAAAAGCAUUUGAGAACCCACACAGGUGAGAAGCCGUAUGCUUGCAAUACUUGCGAGAAAAGAUUUGGACAGAGUUCCACAUUUAAAAAGCAUUUGAGAACCCACACAGGUGAGAAGCCGUAUGCUUGCAAUACUUGCGAGAAAAGAUUUGCUGAGAGUUUCACAUGUAAAAAGCACAUGAGAACCCACAAAUGUGAGAAGCCGCUUACUUUGUCGGAUCGAUUUCAGACGCAUAAGAACCCACGCAGGUGAGAAGCUGUACGUUUGCAAUACUUGUGGGAAAAGAUUUGCUGACAGUUCAGCAUGUAAAGUGCAUAAGAGAGAAGGUGAGAAGCCGUUUCAUAAUUUGAAAAAUCACAUGAAAUCCCACACAGGUCAUAUCAAUAAUCUUGUAAAAUAUCAGGAAAUGGUUUCAAAAUUAGUUGUGACCUGAAAUUCCACAAGACAAUCCAAAACAGCUGAGAAGCUGUAGAUGUGUAAAACGUGGGAGAGCUUUCUGACAAGAGUGAUGAAUUGAUCAAUCACAUAACACAGGUGAAAGAUUUUGGAUGUAAUCGUAGCUUGUUGGCCACAUGAGAAAAGGCCACUUUGGUGAGAAGCUCUUAAAAAGAUAGAAACCUCUCUGCUGACACUUCAGUAGAAAUGUGUUGGGAAACUGAAUGAAAUGCACCUUUGCAGCAGCAACAUCUCUGUCACUGAAUGUAAAAUGUUUUCCGCACAGAUAAAGUUUCCCUUGAUAUGACUGGUUUAAAUUAAUGAUGUGAACCUGAUUGUUGUUGUUUUGCCAAAUGUCCAUUUACAAAAUGUGUCUGAAUCACUUUACAGUUUAAGACAGAUUUAAAAUUUUGUAUGUGAUUGCCAUAAAUGAACUCUCCAAAACAUAAUUUUUAUACUACCAUAAAAGACCUAUUAAAUGUAAACAUGCAUUCUUGCUUUUUAAUUUUUUUGCAAACUCCCUCAUUUAUAUACCUGGCCACAUUUUUGGAAUUUUCCUUAAAUGACAUAUGCUGUAUUGUGCUGUCAAUGGUAUUACAGCCAGCAUCUGCAACCAACAAAGAUGGGAGAUCAGAUGAGUGAAGUAAAAAUAAAUUAUAAUUAAAAAAAAAAAAAUCAGUGUCUUGUGUUUCUUGCCAGAAGUUCUAGUGUACAAUCGGAUCAAAAUACUCACAUGCUGAUCUAGA